Messenger RNA from Kazachstania africana CBS 2517, 654 nucleotides. RefSeq names its product exosome non-catalytic core subunit MTR3 (gene MTR3). The record is from RefSeq and is a predicted model, not a curated record. The transcript has a single exon. Bases 1 to 654 code for a protein of 217 amino acids. Gene Ontology annotation, biological process: poly(A)-dependent snoRNA 3'-end processing; U4 snRNA 3'-end processing; rRNA catabolic process. NCBI's taxonomy places the organism in Eukaryota, Fungi, Ascomycota, Saccharomycetes, Saccharomycetales, Saccharomycetaceae. Gene Ontology annotation, cellular component: nuclear exosome (RNase complex); cytoplasmic exosome (RNase complex); nucleolus.
AUGAACGUUCAAGAUAGGAGGAGAAUAUUGGGUCCAAGUGCAGCUAAACCACUUGCAUUUGCUAAACCAGUGUCAGAGACAGAGGUGGCAGGAACGCCGCAAGAAACACCUUCAAUUAAGACAGGUAUAAUAUCGAACUGUAAUGGAUCCAGUAUAGUGGAAAAUUCAAAGACUUCCAUACUCUGUUCUGUUUAUGGACCAAAAGCGACACGUACGAGUACCUUUGAAGCACGCUGUGAAUUGAAUGUUAUAUUGAAGAGUGACUUAUUUGAGACGAACAAAUUAAAAGAAUUAAGCUACUUCUUAAUUAGUUUAUUAGAGAGUUUCAUCUGUUUAGAUCUUUAUCCUAAGGCAGGUAUUGACAUUUUCAUUAACUUGAAUAUAGAGGAAGUGAAUGAGUUGAGUUGGUAUAUUCCAUACAUUGUGUCGAGUAUCGUUUUAGGAUUGAUUGAUGCUGAAGUUGAAAUUUCGAAUAUAGUGUCGUGUGGAUACCAUGAGGGAAAUGUAAUCUGUUUUGAUGAUAGGAAGAUCAUUGGUAUUUGGAAAGAUCAAGGUAUUUUCGAAGAAUCUAAAUUCAAUGCAAUCUUGGUAAAAUGUGAAGAAAAAUCUUUAGAGAAUAAAUUACAGAUUAUAAAUUAUUUAGGUAGUAAAUGA